UUCUUGGAAUAAGGAAGCAAAACAACAUAUGAUUUUCACGUGAUCAUGGAUGAUUCCGAGAGAACUCCGUUGAUUAACAGAAGACCUACUUCGGUAAUAAAUCAAUCAAGUGAGGAAGAUGAAUCUGAUUCUGAAAAUAAACUUAAUUAUGCAACAGAGAAGGUCCUCUCUGGAGAAUAUGAGAGUUUGGAUUAUGAUGAUUGUGAAAAUGAGUUAUACCAAAUGGAGGAGAAAACAAAGUCUGUCAGGGAUAUUGUGGUAAUUGAGAUGUUAAGAUGGUUAGUCAUGUUUUUUGUUGGAGUUCUGACUGGACUGGUGGCAAGCCUCAUUGACUAUUGUGUCAUCAAAUCUACAGAUCUCAAGUUCAGCAUCAUCAAAAAAUAUAUAGACAAAUGUGUGGACGACCAAUGUAUGGAGAUCCCCCUCUUUGUCUGGGCAGGGAUCAAUGGGGGUCUUGUGUUUGUUGCAGCAGUUCUGACAGCCUGCUUUGAGCCUGUGGCAGCUGGAAGUGGGAUUCCACAGAUUAAGUGCUACCUAAAUGGGGUCAAAGUACCACAUGUUGUUCGUUUGAAAACCAUUGUUGUAAAGGUCAUUGGAGUCAUAAGUUCAGUUGCAGGUGGACUCAUUAUAGGAAAGGAAGGACCAAUGAUACAUUCUGGUGCUGUGAUAGCAGCUGGAAUCUCUCAAGGAAGAUCAGACACAUUCAGAAAAUUUGACUUAAGAAUAUUUGAAUUUUUCCGGGCUGACACAGAAAAACGAGAUUUUGUGGCUGGAGGGGCAGCAGCUGGGGUGUCUGCUGCCUUUGGGGCACCAGUGGGGGGUGUGCUGUUCAGUCUGGAGGAGGGAGCUAGUUUCUGGAACCAAGCUUUAGCAUGGAGAAUAUUUUUUGCCUCCAUGAUGUCUACAUUUACACUUAACGUCAUACAAAGCUACAUAAAAGGUCAUCCCUGGGAUCUGUCUUAUCCUGGGUUGUUUAACUUUGGUAAUUUUGAUACAACAUCAUACUCUGCCUUUGAACUUCCAAUUUUUAUAUUGAUGGGAGUAUUAGGUGGGCUUUUUGGUGCUUUAUUUAACCAGUUUAACUAUGUUUUAACUAAAUUUAGGAGAAGGUACAUAAAUAAAGGUAGAGAUCGAGUGAUUGAGGCAAUGGUUGUAGCCAUCAUCACUGCCACAGUUGGUUAUGUUUCCCUGUACUUCAAUAAUAACUGUACUCCCAUGAUACAUGACCAGGACACCAAUACUGUACAGUUUUACUGCAAUGAUGGACAGUAUAGUUCUACAGCCUCCAUUCUAUUCCAGUCUCCAGAAGAUAGCGUCAAAAGUCUUUUUCAUGACGCCAAAGGUACUUAUGCACCAGCCACCCUCAUUGUAUACUGCCUGUGUGUGUUUAUACUGGCCUGUUGGACUUAUGGACUCUACGUACCAAGUGGCCUCUUUAUACCUGGUCUUUUGGUCGGUGCUGCCUGGGGACGACUGGUGGGGAUCUGUCUCAACUAUAUCUUCCCAGAUGUGGGUUGGGUAGAUUUUGGAAAGUAUUCUUUAAUAGGAGCUGCAGCUCAACUAGGGGGUAUUGUACGUAUGACAAUAAGUCUUACUGUCAUCAUAAUGGAAGCUACAGGAAACAUCACGUUCGGUCUACCUAUCAUGAUUGUUCUCAUUGUGGCUAAAUGGGUGGGGGACAUUUUUAAUGAGGGAAUCUAUGACAUGCAUAUCCACAUACAGGGUGUGCCCAUCCUGGGAUGGGAGCCAUCAUCAGUAUUAACAAAUCUUCCAGCCAGAGAGGUGAUGAGUCAUCCUGUGUCUGUGUUCCGAGUGAGGGAGUCUGUUGGCAGAAUCAUGGAGGUUCUUAACAAAGAGACACACAAUGGCUUCCCUGUAGUGGAGAAUUUUAAUCCUGAUAUACAAAGUUCAUCAGAGGAUGGAGAAAUGUCAUUUGGAACCUACAGAGGAAUAAUUUUAAGAUCACAAUUAAUAGUUCUUUUAAAGCAAAGGAUAUAUGGAGAUAAUCAAACUUUGAAUUUGACAACUAAGGAUUUUAGAGAUGCGUAUCCAAAGUUUACUCCUAUCAGACAAAUUAAAAUAUCCCAGUAUGAACGUGACAAUUGUGAAAUGAAUUUAGAGCCAUACAUGAAUCCUGCCGCAUAUUGUGUUACAGAUAAUUCUCUUUAUCCAAGGGUAUUUAAGUUGUUCAGAGCUCUUGGUCUUCGGCACCUUGUGGUGGUCGACAAACAUCACCAGGUUGUUGGAAUGGUGACAAGGAAGGAUCUUGCAAGAUACAAAGUCACAAAAAAGCUUUGGAAAGUCAGUAUGGAGGAACUGUUAAUUUCAACUCGAUGAUCUUCACCAAAGGGAUGGAGGAACUGUUAAUUUCAACUCGAUGAUCUUCACCAAAGGGAUGGAGAAACUGUUAAUUUCAACUCAAUGAUCUUCACCAAAGGGAUGGAGAAACUGUUAAUUUCAACUCAAUGAUCUUCACCAAAGGGAUGGAGGAACUGUUAAUUUCAAAGUGAUGAUCUUCACCAUAAAGUGAUUUUCAGGGACAGAGUAUAUUUAGAACUUCAGUGAAGUUUGAUAAAUCAAUAUGUCACAGUUGGCAUUUACAAAAUGUCAAACUAGUACAAUUUUGAACAAAUGCUUGUGUGUUUGUAUGUUUACAUCUAGUCAUCUACAUUCCACGACCUACGCAAAUGCAGUAAGUGAACCAGCUACACAAUAACUAUCAGUUUCUUAUCUAUAAGU
Molecule: messenger RNA, 2739 nt
Organism: Saccostrea echinata
Lineage: Eukaryota; Metazoa; Mollusca; Bivalvia; Ostreida; Ostreidae
Product: H(+)/Cl(-) exchange transporter 7-like
Exons: 23
Coding region: 46-2337 (763 amino acids)
Biological process (GO): transmembrane transport; chloride transport
Cellular component (GO): lysosomal membrane; intracellular membrane-bounded organelle
Molecular function (GO): voltage-gated chloride channel activity
Source: RefSeq, a predicted model, not a curated record